UCGAUUCCGGGGAGUGGCGGAAAAAAAUAUUUUAGGGUUUAUCGAUGGAGCAGCUCGUCACACAGGUCCAAGGGCUGUCUGGAAGCGCGGAUGAUCUCGGCCAGCUUCUCGUCCUCCUGCGCCAGAACGAUGACGCGAUGCGAUCCCAGGGCGCGCGAUUGCAGCCGGCGCUCCACGCCUUGGAUCCUGCCAAGCAUUCCCUCGGCUUCCUUUUCAUUCUGGAUGGGAGAUGGUCUGCCGGGCCCUCGAGAGAGGAGGCCGAGAAUUUCCUCAUGUCCGUGACGAACUUUAUCACGGUUUGUUCGCCCGAGCAGAUUCGCUACUGCCCGGAUAAAUUCAAUUCCCUGUGCCGGAAGCUAAGGGAACACGCGAUGAACAUGCACAGGCCCAUUCGUGCUGUUCUUCCACUCCAAGUCGCCAUCAGGAAGUUCCAGCCAUCCUCCGAGUACUUGACGCCCAUUCAUGCGGAUUUUUUGCUCGUGUGUUUGCUCUCCAAGUGCUACAAGGCUGCUGCUCCGAUCCUGGAGGACCAGAUCUUUGAGAUAGACCCCAAGAAGACCGGGCUUGUUCCCAAAGACUACUUGCUCUACUGCUACUACGGCGGCAUGGUACAAAUCGGCUUGAAGAAUUUCUUGCGAGCCAUGGAGUUACUGCAGCAUGCCUUCACAGCUCCUGCUCACGUGAUGAAUGCCAUAGCAGUGGAGGCAUACAAGAAGUACGUACUGGUGUGCCUGAUUCACAACGGUCAGGUGCCUCCCUUCCCAAAGUACACGCCCUCCAUCGUCCAGAGGAAUUUGAAAGGAUGCUGUCAGGGCUAUAUAGAGUUGGUUACUGUGUACAACAAUCGCAACAUCACGGAUCUCCAACGCUGCCUUACCAGUCACGAAGAAGCCUUUAGAAAUGACAAGAACUUGGGUUUGGCGAAGCAAGUGGUGGCAUCCCUUUACAAGAGGAACAUACAAAGACUUACUCAAACGUACCUCACCCUGUCUUUACAAGACAUCGCACAGACUGUUCAGCUGGAGAGCGCCAAGGAUGCCGAGCUGCACGUCCUUCAAAUGAUACAAGAUGGAGAGAUUUUUGCCACUAUAAAUCAAAAGGAUGGGAUGGUUCGCUUCCAAGAGGACUCGGAGCAGUACAAGACGCGGGAGAUGAGCCAGCGUCUUCAUUCCGAAAUCCAGAAGGUGAUCAGGCUAGCGAAGAAGCUGACGGCUGUAGACGAGCAAGUGUCUUGUGAUCAGGCCUUCCUCAGCAAAGUAGGAAGAGAACGGACGCGCUAUGACAGUGACGACUUUGAGCUGGUGCCACAAAAGGCCUUCUCUAAUUUUUAGGCAGAAAUUGUAAUCGAUCAAAUCUAAUGGUUUCUUAGCUCCAUACUCGAAGCACAGGCCUUGACGUUCCCGCA
This is a messenger RNA of Selaginella moellendorffii, 1405 nucleotides long. RefSeq names its product COP9 signalosome complex subunit 3-like. NCBI's taxonomy places the organism in Eukaryota, Viridiplantae, Streptophyta, Lycopodiopsida, Selaginellales, Selaginellaceae. The record is from RefSeq and is a predicted model, not a curated record. Gene Ontology annotation, biological process: ubiquitin-dependent protein catabolic process. Gene Ontology annotation, cellular component: COP9 signalosome. Bases 45 to 1331 code for a protein of 428 amino acids. The transcript has 11 exons.